GUGAAAAGUUUGGUUAUAAAAAUGGCUGAUCCACUGAGUCUUCUUCGUCAGUAUAAUAUCAACAAAAAGGAGAUUAUCGAGCGCGAAGGACAGAUAAUUUUUGGUGAAUUCUUGUGGCCGAAGCAUGUGAAAACAAAUUACCUUAAAUAUGGUUCUGGCAAGAAAGGGGCCCCCAGGGAGUAUUACACACUCGAGUGCCUUUUGUAUCUGCUCAAGAAUGUGCAGCUUCAGCACUCCGUCUAUGUGCGACAGUGUGCGGCAGAAGACAUUCCGGCUGUCAAUCGUCCGGACAGAAAGGAAUUGCUGGCUUAUCUCAAUGGGGAGACAUCCACAUGUGAGAGCAUUGACAAGAGUGCUCCGUUGGAGAUUCCCACACAGGUAAAAAGAACAAUUGAGCCGGAUGGCAAUGAAUCUCUGGCCAAGAAGGCCCGCUUCGAAGACACUCAAGUGCAGAAGGUAAAGGAACAGCUGGCUGCUCGUCUGGAUGUGAACAAGAAGGAAGCAUCGGUGAAUAUAGAUAAUAUCAAGUCACUGUCGGAAACCAUGUCCGUGGAGAAGAUUGCUGCCAUCAAGGCCAAGCGUCUGGCCAACAAAAGGACCACAAUCAAGAGAAAUGACAAUGACGACACAAUGGGCACUGAUCUGAGGGCUAUUUUGGACUUUGACGUGGACUCCACGAAGGAUAUUAUCAGUCGAGAGCGUCAGUGGAGGACACGCACAACAAUCCUCCAAAGUACCGGAAAAGUCUUUGCCAAGAACAUCCUGGCCAUACUGCAAGGCAUCAAAGCUCGGGAGGAGGGUCGCACGAAACCUCCAGCUCCUGCCGUUCGAAUGCCCGAGCCACCGCGAAUGGCCAGGGCUAUGCCUCAACCGGCGCAGUACAAUCGAUACGAUCAGGAGCGCUUCAACAGGCAGAAGGAGGAGACUGAGGGCUUCAAGAUCGACACCAUGGGCACGUACCAUGGCAUGUCGCUGAAGAGUGUGACUGAGGGAUCGGCACAGGCCAAAAAGACGCAACAGAUUGCAGCAAUGCCUCCUGGACGUCCGAAGGAGCUCAUCCCAACAGCUCAGGCGCGUCUGUUGCCCCAGAAUGCCAGCAAACGCGUCUCCCGCACGCCAAUUAUCAUCAUCCCAGCAGCCACCACCAGCCUCAUCACCAUGUACAAUGCCAAGGAGAUCCUACAGGACCUCAGGUAUGUGUCACAGGAAGAGAAGAAGGCAAGUGGGGGCCAGCGGGAGAAUGAGACGCUGCUGCAGAGGCGCAAGGACGGUAAUACGACUGUUCCAUAUCGCGUCAUCGAUAAUCCGUCAAAGUUGACGCCGCAGGAUUGGACCCGCGUCGUAGCGGUGUUUGUAAUGGGGCCAGCGUGGCAAUUCAAGGGAUGGCCCUGGGAUGGGAAUCCCGUGGAGAUCUUCUCGAAAGUUUGUGCUUUCCAUUUGCGUUUCGAUGAGAUGAAACUGGAUGCCAAUGUGGCUCGUUGGGCUGUUACGGUGCUCAAUCUGUCGCGCACCAAGAGGCAUCUCGACAGGGCAGUGCUCAUGACUUUCUGGGAGACACUGGACAAGCACAUGAUAAAGAACAAACCAGAACUUCGCUUCUAAAGUUUUGCUUGGCAGUAUCGGGCCGCUCUGCAUAAAGGAGUUUAGUGAGGCCUCAGGAUCGGGCAUCACAUUCAAGUUCUGCUUAGUUUUUUUUUAGUCCACAAAAAAAGUAUCAUGUAAAACUUCAGUGUCGACGAAAAUGCAAAAAAAAGUAAAUAAAAUGCAAGUAAAAGACA
Molecule: messenger RNA, 1778 nt
Organism: Phlebotomus papatasi
Lineage: Eukaryota; Metazoa; Arthropoda; Insecta; Diptera; Psychodidae
Gene: hyx
Product: parafibromin
Exons: 5
Coding region: 22-1602 (526 amino acids)
Biological process (GO): positive regulation of transcription elongation by RNA polymerase II; transcription elongation by RNA polymerase II
Cellular component (GO): Cdc73/Paf1 complex
Molecular function (GO): RNA polymerase II complex binding
Source: RefSeq, a predicted model, not a curated record